ACUUCUGGCGAAACGACCCAAUCGUUGCCCUGAAAUAGGCAGAAAGCUCGGGCGCCUGUGUGUGUUAUUGGUGGGGGUGUGGCCCGGCCGGGGUUUAGCCAGACUGCGCGGCCGGACGCCGGCGCCAUGGAGGAGUACGCUCGGGAGCCUUGCCCAUGGCGAAUUGUGGAUGAUUGCGGUGGUGCCUUCACUAUGGGUGUUAUCGGCGGUGGAGUCUUCCAGGCCAUUAAGGGCUUCCGCAAUGCCCCUGUCGGAAUUCGGCACCGAAUGAGAGGCAGUGUCAACGCUGUGAGGAUCCGAGCCCCUCAGAUUGGAGGUAGCUUCGCAGUGUGGGGGGGCCUGUUCUCCACCAUCGACUGCGGUCUGGUGCGGCUGCGGGGCAAGGAAGAUCCCUGGAACUCCAUCACCAGCGGAGCAUUGACCGGGGCUGUGCUGGCUGCCCGCAGUGGGCCAUUGGCCAUGGUGGGCUCGGCAAUGAUGGGAGGCAUUCUGUUGGCCCUCAUCGAGGGUGUUGGCAUCCUCCUCACUCGCUACACCGCCCAGCAGUUCCGCAAUGCACCCCCAUUCCUGGAGGACCCCAGCCAGCUGCCCCCUAAGGAGGGUACCCCGGCCCCAGGCUACCCCAGCUAUCAGCAGUACCACUGAGGAAGUGACCGCCUGUCAUCGCCACUGUGGGAGCUCCUCCUCGGUUCCCCCCGCGAUGAUCUACCUCGAAGGGAGGGCUGGCUCCCAGUUGGCCCUGGGACCCUCCAGAGAGGGCCUCUACUCUGUUCCCUUAUCCCAGGUUGGGGGUGGGGCACCCCAGCUGCCCUGAUGGAUGGGUCCCUUCUCUCUCAGGCACCCCAGCCCCCACUCAUAUGUAACAAGCUCUCACCCCAAUCCCUUUGCAUGGCACCCUGAUCAGUAUUUAAAGCCAGUUUUGAAAUGCC
This is a messenger RNA of Balaenoptera acutorostrata (minke whale), 929 nucleotides long. It is a transcript of the gene TIMM17B, whose product is annotated as translocase of inner mitochondrial membrane 17B. Gene Ontology annotation, molecular function: transmembrane protein transporter activity. Gene Ontology annotation, cellular component: TIM23 mitochondrial import inner membrane translocase complex; mitochondrial inner membrane. The transcript has 6 exons. The record is from RefSeq and is a predicted model, not a curated record. Bases 127 to 645 code for a protein of 172 amino acids. Gene Ontology annotation, biological process: protein import into mitochondrial matrix. NCBI's taxonomy places the organism in Eukaryota, Metazoa, Chordata, Mammalia, Artiodactyla, Balaenopteridae.